This is a messenger RNA of Caenorhabditis briggsae, 1242 nucleotides long. The transcript has 5 exons. The record is from RefSeq and is a predicted model, not a curated record. Bases 1 to 1242 code for a protein of 413 amino acids. NCBI's taxonomy places the organism in Eukaryota, Metazoa, Nematoda, Chromadorea, Rhabditida, Rhabditidae.
AUGAAAAACUUCAACGAAGACAAGGACAGGAAUGAAAAGGAGCUGAAAGAAGCGCUUCUAAAGUUCCAAGAGAAAAACAUCGAGCAAGUCAGGGAAAUAGAAGACUUCAAGAAGGCCAAACAGAUGUUUGAAAAUGAAAUUAAGCAGUUGAAAGAGGAAAAGAAGACGUUCGAAUUGGAAAGAGAAGCAGAGAAAAAGAAGCACAUGGAUUCCUAUGACAGAAUGAAUGAAGAAUGGCAGACGAAGACCACUGGUUUGGAAGAGAAGCAGAGGAAAAAAUUGGAGGAGAUAACCAGUGAAUAUCAGUCGGUGCUGGAGGAGCAGAAGGAGGAGAACGAAGACAUUAAGAAGGAGCGAGACGAGCUCAAGAAGAACAAAGUGAGACUUGAAGCUGCGAAGAAAAAGAUGGAAGAGGAGAAGAGAAUCCUAGAAGUGACGGAGAUGGAUCAGGAGAAUGAGAAACAGCAGUUGGAGAUGGGAAGAGACGCUGAAAAAAGGAAAAAGAAGGAUCUUCUGGAUGAUCAUUCAAAGAAAUUGGAUGAUUUGGUCCGUGAACAUCAAUCUGUGCUGGAGGAUCAAGAAAAGAAGAAAGAAGAAAAAGAAGAAGUUGGAGAUGGAAUUGGAGAAGUUGUCUGCCGAGCUUGCCGAAUAAGAUGCGCGACGUCUCCAGUUGAAUCUUCUAAAAGUCCUGAAUGGAUUUUGGAUUAUUCUCUUCUUUUUGCCACUACCACCGAGGUCAAGGAAGCUCCAAAGAAGGCCAUUCGUUCGGACAUCAUGACCAGAAAGGAGCUCACCUACGUCAGAAGUCGUCUCCAACCAUGGGUCUCCUCCUCACAAGCUCACCAUGAAGAAGAAGAAGAAGGCUCCACCGGGAAAACCAAUUUUGACUCUUCGGCAUCUUCAUUCCACUCUCCACCAGCUCUGAAGGGCAAGGAUUCGUCUGGAAACAGUGCCCGUCUUCAUCCAGCAGUUCGACUUGGAUGUCAAUUUUCCAGCCGGGAUGAUGCCGUGAUGUCAAAAGAAAAGAACUUGCCAGAAGCUCCACGUCCAUCGAUUCCAGAAGCUCCACGUCCAUCAAUUCCAGAAGCUCCACGUCCAUCGAUUCCGGAAGGUAGAGAUCAGAAUGCUGAUCCAAUGGAACAAGAUGAGGAAGACAAUAAAAACCUCCCUGGUCCAGGACCGGCCACACUCGAGAUGAGGAACCUGAAUCUCCAACUUGAUGUUCCAAUGGAAGAAGACUAG